This is a messenger RNA of Australozyma saopauloensis, 4146 nucleotides long. It is a transcript of the gene TUS1, whose product is annotated as Rho family guanine nucleotide exchange factor. The coding region runs from base 1 to 4146 and encodes 1381 amino acids. NCBI's taxonomy places the organism in Eukaryota, Fungi, Ascomycota, Pichiomycetes, Serinales, Metschnikowiaceae. Gene Ontology annotation, molecular function: guanyl-nucleotide exchange factor activity. The transcript has a single exon. The record is from RefSeq and is a predicted model, not a curated record.
AUGUCCGAGGUCAACAGAACUCCUCGAAGAAAACCUCCCCCGCCUUUAGGCGAUGACGCCUCACCACACACUCACUCUUCAGAAGAUCCCAGUGUUAACAGAGUUGUUUCGGAGAUUCGUUUUGAAUAUGAGGAUCCUAAUCUAGCACCAUUUCUUGCUUAUAGCGCGAAAGAGCCUACAUUGCCGCCUCUAGAUAUCACAGUUGAACGGCCCCCAGACGAAUAUGCAGAUACAACCUAUGAUGAACUGAUAUUGAAUUUCACAAGCGCGAGAGCCAAAGGUCCUCAAGAUCUCCCGCCUGACCCUUACUUUGUCCCAGAAACUAGUUUUCUCGAGGAGGACGAGCGCUCAUUCUUGCAUCAAUCACCAAUGGAGACACAUGGGUAUUUAUUGAGCCCAAGAAGAGGGUCACAUUCAUCGAAACGAUGGUCUGGAUCCGCAAGAAAAUUUCAAAAUCUACUGCAGCGUGGAACUUCGCCUGCGGGGUCUCGAGAAUGGGAUCGACUUGGGAGUCCACAUCUGUAUGAAAACUCACCUAGUCCAUCUAACUCUCGCAACAAUCUCCCAUAUCCAGCCGAUGAGAUUAAUUUAUCUAAUGAAAGCGAUUUGUCUCCAGAUAUAUCGAGCUAUUACGAGUUGAAAGAUCCCACUCAACUGACUCCCACCCAAAUCCCUUCACUUGUGAGCCACGACUCAAUUCAAAAGCCCAGCAUAGAUAUACCUCAAUCUAAUAUUCUGCAGAAUAGUUACUAUUUUAUGCAGAGCUCUCCACCACUUUUCCAAACAUCAGUUGCCUCUUCUCCUGAACUGCCGAAUCGUUUCAUUCGAACUAGUGCAAGUAGCUCACCGAUCAGACAUCUUGGCCAUCGGCGAAGCAGUGGGGAUAUUUUCUCACCUAUAGCUGAUAAUUCGAGCAGUCCAUCAUCUUCUCCUAGGAAAUAUACCUCCCUGAAGCAUUUGAACAACUCCACAGAAGAUGAGAGUAUUUUUGAUCAAUAUGACAACCAUGGUGAAGAGCGGUUUCCGGAAUGGAGCUUGAUAGAGCAUGCAGAACUGUACUUCUAUGAUGAACAGCUGGACUCGUUCACAGAACCAUACGAUUUUGACUAUUCAAAACUACCAGAAUUGCCAAAUGUCUCAAUGCAUACAAAGACAUCUUCAGACGCAUUGUCUCUGUUCAUUAGCAAACAGAUCCCGCCACCAGCACUUAAAGCAUCAGUAAGCUCUAAAAAAUAUGGAGACCUCCCGCCAGUCCCAAUGGACCUCCCGUCUCUCGAAUUUUCAGCUUCCUCACUCAUGGCAGGCCAUUUUCAAGAAUGCCGUAAUGUUUGGUCUCUAUCAGAAAUCUCGAAUUGGUGCCUAAAGUUUAGUGGUUGGGUCAAUGAUCAAAGUAUUUCGAGUAAGGAUUUUGAAAAGGUUCUUACGAAACUUCUUGUUUUUCACAAGCCAAAUCUUUCCGUGGAUGUGAUUGAGCGCAAUGUCAAGCAUUUAUUGAUGAGGCUUACCGAAACUGGACUUGUUGUGAAAUCUGGCGAAGAAGAUAAAAGAACUUGUCCUAUAACUUUCCGGCCCUCUAGUAUACACAUUUCCACAGGAGUUCUCGUUGAAUUGUGUCCAUGUUAUUGUCGAGAAACUGACUUCGUGUCUAAUUCCUAUCAAAUUAGUUGCUACUCCUCUCUUUGUCCCAUCAACAAGCGGAUAGCACAUGAAAACUUCAUGAAUGAGGCAGUGGCUGAUGACAUCAUUUUAUCAAAUGAUUGGGCAAACCAUUGGGGUCUCACUGCUCAUGAAAUUAGCCUUGACCCAAGUGGCUCCAAGAAACAAUCACUCCUAUUCGAUCUAAUUAAAUUUGAACAGACCUUUCUCAAUAGGGCCAAUUUAUUCAUUGGGAUAGCAGGUCCUGAGUUUAUACGAUGCGCAACCUUACUAUUAGCGCAAAACUCGUCCAUGACGAUGCUGAAAAUGAAGACAGAUAUCUUGAAUUCUGCGAAAGCUUUAGCUGCAAUUCAUCAUUCCGAACUACUCAACCCCUUGAAGAACAUCUUGAUAUCGGAGGGGAAAUUUAUUCGAAACGUUAGAGAGAUCGCUGACGUCUACUUUGCAUGGUCAAAGUUAGUAGAAGAACCCCUUCAACAAUACAUGAGCGUGCUCCCGACGAUAGAGGAUAUUUUGAGCUAUGAGGUCUUCAAGGGAUGGGAUUUAAAUAUUCUGAACGAUCCUCGCAUGAGAGAGCAGCAAGUGAAUGGCAAUUUACUCCUCAUUAGCACCUUCAAUUCCAGAUAUCAACAACUCCCACUUCAGCUUGCGGACGUGAGAAAGUUUUUUGAAGAAGAUGACGAAGAGUACAUUAAAUUGACUAAAGCUAUCGACAGUAUCAAGCUGCUUGGAGCAAAGGCAAACGAGAUGAAGGUACUUGCUGACAAUGUCCAUCUCCUCAAGCAAGUGGAGAAGCAUUUAGCCUGGAAAUCCAAUAUGUUCAAGGUGAAUUUAAAUCUAUCUUCACCGAACAGAAAAUUCUAUUUCAGAGGUGAUCUAUUUAGAAAGGGAGAUCUCAAGAUUAAUACAACUGCGGUUCACGUUAUUGUCCUUGACAAUUAUGUAUUAAUUACUGAAAGGCAAAGAUCAAACAAGGUUUCCACAUUCAAGGUCACUGAAAAUCCCAUACCGCUCCAAUUUCUUUUAUUCGAAAACAGAGAGUCUGAUACACAAUUGAACCGGACAGCAACACCUCCUACUGUUGGAAACCAGCCCUGCGAAAUCGAGGAAGAUUCUCAAGCCUAUUCUUUUAAGAUUCGUUACGCUGGAAGGGGAAAGAGUCAAGCACAUACCCUAUUCGCGAAGUCUGAGACGGAACGGAAGAAAUGGAUAUCAGUUUUUCUUCAAGCCCGCUUUGGAGUUGUUAAAAGAUUUGAUGCAGUCAACCCAUUUGGGGUGGUACUGCUAGAAGAUUCAUUCUUUGCUUAUGACCAAAACUCUAAGAUCACUAAGCUCCCAAUUUUAGCUUCAAAUGACCCUUUACUGGCAAUCACAAAAAAUUCAAGAGAUCAUCUCAAAGAUCGCAGAGUUCCUGCUGAUUUGUAUAGUCCCUCUAUAUCAAGAGCACAGCUACUUUAUACCCAAGGCACUUGUUCAGAGACUUUUACAUACCGAAACAGUUUUUUCAUGUUUUUAGGGCUGCAUUCCGGAGUUUUGUGCUCCGAUGGCAAGAAUUUAUGGAAGAAGAUCGUCAAUUUGAAUAACGUGACAAAACUCUCCGUCAUCCCAGAGCUAAGUGUCGUUUUAGUCCUCGCAAACAAAGAGUUGCGUUACUACCCUCUUCAAUCUUUGAUCGAUGUAUACUACGAGCGCAAAGAACGAUUAUCUUCGUUUUCAUUGACAAACGGUGCCGUCCUCUUUUACGAAUACGGGCGCCAUAAAGAAGUACCCACGCUUUUUGUUGCGAGGAAGAAGAACUCAGGAACCACUACUUUUAAAGUUUUUGCUUUGGAGACAGACAUGAAUGGAAUUUUGAGCUCAUUUUCAGUGAUCAAGCGUUUCUACAUCCAAGCCGAAUGCUAUGGCUUAUCAAUUUUUAAUACUUCAAUUGCGGUUCAUACUAAUCGGGGCUUCGAAAUCCUUGAUUUGGACAAGUUAGUACCCAGAACAGUUCCUGAGCUACCACCUCAGGAGCUGUCAUCUAAAAAACUCGAUGCGUAUUCCAGAAAGAAGGACACUCGGGUAACUGAGCAGAUACGAAAAGCACUAGCUCAUACUACUCCAAUGGGCAUGUAUAAACUCUCAAACAACAAGGAGUUCUUGUUGGUUUACGCUGAUUGUGCCGUUUUUGUCAACAAAAAUGGAAAAUUGUCACGGAAGUCGAUGAUAUGCUUUGACUUCAGACCUCGCCACUGUGCAUUUCUCAAUAAUCACCUUGUGUUAGUGUGCGAAGAAGUCAUUGAAGUUUGGUCAAUAAGCGACUUUACUAGCGGAGCAAAUACUCUAGUUCAAGUGAUUCCUGGCAAAGAUAUUCAGAUGAUGAACAACAAAAGUUUUGAGUUUAGAUGUGCGAAUCCGAAAUUGGCAGGUCUUCAAGUUUUGUUUCGGCUAAUCCCAAAAGAAGAGUUGUUCUCGGCUGCAAAAUCUGCCGAAUAUAUGCCUGCACAGUAG